AUGACUGUCCUGUGUGACACGGCCAUGGUCAAGUUCCUGCUGCUAUUGACAUUGUGGCUCACCCUCCUGGGGCAGGCAGCAGCUCAGAAACCCCUCAGAACUAGUGAUCCUGGCCUCUGCCCGCCUCUGGAGGACCACACUGUGAGGGUUGACAUCCGUAUCCGCAGGCAGAACCAGGGCGUUUCCUUCUCACGCAACCUGCAGAACCGCUCCAUCUCCCCCUGGGAUUACAACAUCACCCGGGACCCCAACCGGUUCCCCUCUGAGAUCGCGGAGGCCCAGUGCAGACACAUUGGCUGCAUCAACGCCGAGGGACAGGAAGACAGGACCCUGAACUCUGUCCCAAUCCAGCAGGAGUUUCUGGUCCUCCGGAGGAAGCGAAAGGGCUGUCCUGGCUUGUUUGUACUGGAGAAGGUGCUGGUGACCGUGGGCUGCACCUGCGUCACCCCAAUGGUCCGCUACCUGCAUGACCCGAUGGCAGAUGGGGUGGCAGAUCAGCUCAACUGA
Messenger RNA from Budorcas taxicolor (takin), 507 nucleotides. It is a transcript of the gene IL17F, whose product is annotated as interleukin 17F. The transcript is spliced from 3 exons. Gene Ontology annotation, cellular component: extracellular region. The coding region runs from base 1 to 507 and encodes 168 amino acids. NCBI's taxonomy places the organism in Eukaryota, Metazoa, Chordata, Mammalia, Artiodactyla, Bovidae. The record is from RefSeq and is a predicted model, not a curated record. Gene Ontology annotation, biological process: inflammatory response. Gene Ontology annotation, molecular function: cytokine activity.